AUGACCGAUGGUGGUUGUGAUUACACGUUCGAGUGCAUUGGCAAUGUCAAACUGAUGCGACAGGCACUGGAAGCGUGUCACAAAGGUUGGGGUGUAUCGGUUAUCAUUGGAGUAGCUGCCUCAGGUCAAGAGAUUUCCACGCGACCGUUUCAGUUAGUUACCGGUCGGACAUGGAAAGGAUCCGCUUUCGGAGGAUGGAAAUCACGUGAUUCAGUGCCCAAACUGGUUGACUCAUAUAUGGCCGGUUCGCUCAAGGUGGACGAAUUCAUCACACAUCGAUUCCCAUUGGACCGGAUCGAUACGGCAUUCGAAGUUAUGCAUUCCGGUCAGAGCAUCCGUUCCAUGAUCGACUUCGAAUCACCCUCGUUGGAUUAG
Messenger RNA from Echinostoma caproni, 375 nucleotides. Lineage: Eukaryota; Metazoa; Platyhelminthes; Trematoda; Plagiorchiida; Echinostomatidae. The record is from the annotation of a GenBank genome assembly.